This is a messenger RNA of Bombus impatiens (common eastern bumble bee), 2628 nucleotides long. It is a transcript of the gene RhoGAP68F, whose product is annotated as rho GTPase-activating protein 1. The transcript is spliced from 10 exons. Gene Ontology annotation, cellular component: cytoplasm. NCBI's taxonomy places the organism in Eukaryota, Metazoa, Arthropoda, Insecta, Hymenoptera, Apidae. Gene Ontology annotation, molecular function: GTPase activator activity. Bases 219 to 1688 code for a protein of 489 amino acids. The record is from RefSeq and is a predicted model, not a curated record. Gene Ontology annotation, biological process: small GTPase-mediated signal transduction; negative regulation of endocytic recycling.
UAUUCGUUAAUCGAGCAGUGGGGAAAGGGAGUGACGAGUGACUACGAAUUACAAUUAGCGACACAACAAAUGAAAGCGUGACGUGAAUACGCUGGUUUGCCAUACCACGUCGGGAUAAUGUCGUUCGAGAAGAAAAACGUUGUUCGUUUGUAAAGCAGGCUACGUGAAAAGCCCCGUAAUUUAAUCGAGGCACUGUUUUAUCGCACAGUUGCCAGAAAAUGGAAGCAGACUAUCAACCGACGCUAAGCCCAACACGAACUUUGACAGCAAUAGCUAAUGACGUCGAAGACCCAUACCCAAGUUUGUCAGAUUAUCAUGAUUAUGAGCCCAACUUGGAGUUCGAUGAUACUGAGUUACAGACCACUUCAAAUAAUGCUGUACAACUUUUAGAAGAAAAAUUGGACAUAAUUAGCAGUGGUGCUGGUACUGGGAUAGAUUAUUUGGAGAGUCCAGUAAGCGAUGGGACAAUUGAAGAAAACUUUGAAGAAGCUUUGGUAGAUGCUCCAGUUAUCGAAUCCGCAGAGGAUCUUGCUGCAUUGGACGGUGAACUUGCGGAUGAAGAAGAUUAUCUUGAUAUAUCGAGAUAUGGCAUUGUAGAAGUGGUUGGUGAUGAUAGUGCUGGUCGUAAAAUAAUAGUAGUAUCUGCAUGUAAAUUACCUCCUGUUGGAAAAGAAGCGUUUAAUCAUGCUAAACUUCUCAGGUAUCUCACACAUACUUUAGACACAUUUGUAGAACAAGAUUAUAGUUUAAUUUAUUUUCACUAUGGUCUUACUUCAAAAAAUAAACCACCAUUAUCCUGGUUAUGGCAAGCAUAUAAAGCUUUCGACAGAAAGUAUAAAAAAAAUUUGAAGGCUUUAUAUCUAGUACAUCCAACUAAUUUUAUUAGAAUUGUAUGGCAAAUAUUUAAACCAGCUAUUAGUGCAAAGUUUGGUCGGAAAAUGAUGUAUGUUAAUUAUUUGGAAGAACUGGCACAAUAUAUUAAUCUUGAUCAACUUAUUAUACCUCCUCAAGUAAUAGAACACAAUGAACAGCUAAUGUUAAAGAACAAAAAGAAUUUACCAACCAGUCCACCUCAGAGUGCGGUGACAACACCAGUUGGUACCACUCAAUUUGGAGCAAGCCUUACUUUUAUUAAAGAAAAUAAUAAUGGCGAUCCUAUACCACCAAUAGUGCGACAAUGCAUUGAAUUUCUUGAUACACCAGAUGCUUUAGAAACAGAAGGAAUAUUUAGAAGAUCAGCUAAUGUAGCAGUAGUUAAGGAACUUCAGAAUCGUUGCAAUCAAGGAUUGCCUGUUGAUUUCCAAGGAGACCCACACAUAGCAGCUGUUCUUCUUAAAACGUUUCUUCGAGAAUUAGAUGAACCUCUUAUGACGUAUGAAUUAUAUGAUGAAAUAACGCAAUUUCAAGCUCUAUCGAAAGAUGAACGCCCAAGAAGAGUUAAAAUAUUAGUACUUGAAAAACUUCCAGAAGAUAAUUACCAACUCUUAAAAUAUAUCGUACAAUUUUUAUCAAGGGUAAUGGACAGGUGUGAUUUAAACAAAAUGACAUCAAGUAAUCUCGCCGUCGUAUUUGGUCCAAAUCUUGUCAGAGCACCACCAUCACGUGGAAUGUCACUCUCCGCGAUAGGUCCCAUUAAUCAAUUCAUAGACUUUUUAUUUACUCAUCAGGAUAAAAUAUUUAUUAUAUAAAGAAAAUAUAAAAUCGAACGCUAAAGGCCUAAUUUGGAACGAAAUUAAUAUUUUAUGUAUGUUAUAGAACAGAAAUCCUAUAAAUUCGGCUGCCAUGUUUGAUAUUGUAUAAAAUUUACAUAAUACAACUUCGAAGAAAAUUUUAUAGGAUUUUUAUUGAAAAGUAUGAGAAGUUCCUGAGACUUUCAUUUUAGAAUGUAAAAGCGAGAAUCUCUUUUAGAAUCUUCGAAGUCAUAUCAAACUUGUUGGAAUUCGAAGCGAACGUAACAAUUCGUGUAUAAUAUUCAUAUUUAAUUAUAACAUUCGUACUUUGUUGAUUAAAAUAUUUUUAUAUUCAAAUAUACAGAUAGAGAAAUACUUGCAUACCUAAUGUCACAAACAGCGUUUAAUUAUACAGCUUGCACAAAAUUUUUUUCUAGUAAAUUGGUAUCAUGAUUUCAGGAUUAACAUAAGGGACGUUAAAAGUAAUGUAAAUGGUCUGGUUGCUACGUAAUUCAAAAGUGUGCAAAGUUAUAUAAAAAUUAAUGGUAUACCAAAGAUAUAUAAAAAUAUCAUGAAAUUAUAAAAUGUAGGAUUAUUUAAAGAUAGCAUAAUAUAGUAAAACUAGACGAGCAAAUUACGAUGAUGUACAGGAUGCCUUGCUCGCAUAAUUUUAUUAACGUAAGGAUUAAAAUGGCAAACGUCGUAAAAGUCAUGAUAACUACAUGUUAUUAUACAUAGUUGAUUAAUAUAGCCAAAGCGAAAAAUAGUAAUAAAUUAGUAACUAUUAAUAGUAUAUGGCAUCCUUUGUAUUAACAUUAUGUAUAUAUAUAUAUAUAUAUAUAUAUAUAUAUAUACACAAUAUAUAUACAAUAUAUAUACAAUAUAUAUAUAUACACAGAAAUUAAUAGCACUGUAUACAAUUUUAGUCUGAUUAAAUGAGAUUGUUCUUUUAAUAAUA